Molecule: messenger RNA, 1300 nt
Organism: Pyrenophora tritici-repentis Pt-1C-BFP
Lineage: Eukaryota; Fungi; Ascomycota; Dothideomycetes; Pleosporales; Pleosporaceae
Product: Ank-2 domain containing protein
Biological process (GO): peptidyl-arginine methylation
Cellular component (GO): cytoplasm; nucleus
Molecular function (GO): protein arginine N5-methyltransferase activity
Source: RefSeq, a predicted model, not a curated record
AUCAACUGCAAUUGACCAUGGCCGAACAAGCAACUGAAGAAGAUAUCCUCCUUGCUAAGCGUAUCAUCUCGGCGGCAGAGCGUCAUGAUGUACCGGCAUUGAACAUCUUGCUCAAAGACGGCUCAGCCAACGUCCAGGACCCCACCGCGACAGUCGCAACAUCGCCACUCCACGCAGCAAUUGCAGCAUGCGGGAAAGCCGAGGAGGGAAAAGAGGCGAGUGAUGCGGCAGUCCAAACGGUGGAAAUUUUGCUCCAAAAUGGCGCUAUCUGGAACGACUUGAACAAGGAGGACGAAACACCAGGUUGCAUUGCGCUCCGCCUAGGCCAAAAGAAAAUCUACGACAUGAUGGUCGAAGCCGGUGUACGUGCCGAGAUUCUCUUUGCGCGACUGGAAGCCCUGGGUAUGGGUGAGGCUGCCUCAGACGCCGAGGAAGACGCGGAAAUUCGUGAAGAACAGCCAGCAGCCAAAAAGCAAAAGGUUUCCACUGAGGAAGCCAAGCCCGUCGAGCAGCCAGAGCCCGAGGCCCAUGAUCCAGCUGGCAUGGACGAUGUUUCUCUAGACAACAAAGCAUACCUCAAGAGUCAGCUGCGGUACAAACCAGGCAUCCUGCUUGACGAAUCCGACAAUGCCGUCAUGAUGGACUGGGAAACGCAAAUCAUGCAGCGCCACGCCGAGACGCUGAUUCCCAAAAAGGGACUUCGUACUAUGAACGUAGGGCACGGGAUGGGUAUUGUGGACACGGCAAUUCUUACACAUGAUCCCGCUGAGCACCACAUCGUUGAGGCGCAUCCUCAGGUGCACCAGCGCCUCCGCGAACAGGGCUGGUACGACAAGCCCAAUGUCAAGAUCCACGAGGGGAGGUGGCAGGAUGUGCUUCCUAAGCUGGUGGAGCAGGGCGUUGUGCUAGAUGCUAUUUACUAUGACACUUUUGCCGAGGACUACAAGGCGCUCAAGGAGUUCUUUGCAGAGUACGUGGUUGAGCUUUUGGCUAAAGAUGGCAAGUUCGGGUGGUAUAACGGGUUGGGCGCUGAUAGACAGAUUUGCUAUGAUGUUUACACAAUGGUUGCUGAGAUGGAUCUGUUCGAGGCGGGUUUCGAUACAGCAUGGGAGGAUAUCAAUGUUCCGUCUGGGUUACAUGGCAGUGACCAGUGGACGGGCACAAGGAGGCCGUACUGGACUAUUGAUGUCUACCGGUUACCGGUGAAUACGUUUAUCAAGUAGAAAAGACUCUCUCACCCGAAGAGAUUGGAAUGAAAUUUCAAUUGAAGUAUGAAAUAUAGAUCUCAAUAUAUAUCGUC